UGUUUAUGAGGAAAGACAACUCUGAGAUUUUGGUUCCUUCGCCCUCUGAGAGAGCAGCGCAGUGAAGACCUUCCGCUCUGUGCAGGUCCAGAAGGUGGGGAAGAGAUUUUUCUUUUUUUUUUUUUCUCCCCUAAAUCGGUGGCCUUUUUUUUAAUUCAUCCUGAGCCUAAUUUAAAGUUUUGGGGUACUUUCCUUUUUUUUUCUUUUGCAACUGAGUAGUUGUCUUGUGACUGUAUGAACUGGACAUCUGGAGCCCUGUGACCAGGCCAGCUUGUCCCUUUGCGUCCUCACUUGGGGCUGCACAAACUCCCCAUGGAUUUCGCCACCGACUUUGACUUUAUGAAGUUUGGCGUGAAGAAAGAGACCAUGCAGAACCUGGAGCGCUCCUUCAUCGGGCCGUGCGGCCAGCUGCAGAGACCGGACUCGGUCUCCUCCACCCCGGGCAGCACACCUUGCAACUCGGUCCCCUCAUCGCCAAACGUCAACCCCAACGACCAGAGAAACAACCCCGGGAGUGACCAAUUCUGGAUACCCAACAACAACGGGGGAUACCCUCAUCAGAUGUACCCUCAAGCUUUUGGCCUGACACCGGAGGACGCCAUGGAGGCCCUAAUAGGGGCCACGACGCAGCAGGGCCACCCGUCUGCGCCCCACGGCCACCACCCACAGUCCUACCAGCCUGAAUACGAAGGCUACGGGCACCUGAACGACCCGGUCCAGCACUACCAGGGCCUCUCGGGUCACCCCGACAUGCAGGGCAUCAGCAGCAGCCACUGCCAAGACCCCUAUCUGAAAGACGAAAUGGGGAGCGAGUCCCCCGAGUCGCCCGAGGCCCAGUCGGUUCUUGGCGCGCACCACCAACUCCAGCAGCCGCAACACAGCCGCCACGACAGGCGAUCCAAUGUGGAGACGCACUUCUCAGACGAGCAGCUGGUGUCCAUGUCUGUCAGGGAGCUGAACCGGCUCCUCAGGGGCCUGAGCAAGGAGGAGGUGAUGCGUCUGAAGCAGAAGCGCCGAACCCUGAAGAACAGGGGAUACGCGCAGUCGUGCCGCUUCAAGCGCGUCCAGCAGAAGCACAUCCUGGAGCACGAAAAGACGAGCCUGGUGACCCAGGUGGAGCAGCUGAAGCACGAACUGAACAGGCUGGUCCGGGAGAGGGACGCAUACAAACUUAAAUGCGAGAAACUGUCCGGUGCCAACUGCUACCACGAAACUGGGUCCACCAGUGACAACCCUUCCUCGCCAGAGUAUUUAAUGUGAGUUAGUGCUUCUUCCACGGAGCCAUUUAAAUCACCCCCUGCAUCAAAGCAAUGACUGAAAUGAUAAAAAAAA
Cyprinodon variegatus (sheepshead minnow) is the source of this 1332-nucleotide messenger RNA. Its product is annotated as transcription factor MafB-like. Gene Ontology annotation, biological process: regulation of transcription by RNA polymerase II. The record is from RefSeq and is a predicted model, not a curated record. Bases 313 to 1260 code for a protein of 315 amino acids. Lineage: Eukaryota; Metazoa; Chordata; Actinopteri; Cyprinodontiformes; Cyprinodontidae. Gene Ontology annotation, cellular component: nucleus. Gene Ontology annotation, molecular function: DNA-binding transcription factor activity, RNA polymerase II-specific; RNA polymerase II cis-regulatory region sequence-specific DNA binding. The transcript has a single exon.